CGUAGGGAACUUUGCGCUCGUCGUAAUGAAUACAUGAACAGACGAUGUCAGUGACAAAACAUUCUGAUUGGCUUAAAUUAAAUACCCCGCCAUUUUUGAGCCAAUAAACGAGCUAACCUUAGCUUUAUUUUUUGUUUAUACUACAAUACAUAGAUACGUUGUGAUAUUGUAUUCAUGCACACAUUCACCCAAAGAACUGUUUUCGUUUUGCGGCUCUUAUCGUGUUAAGCUAAAUUGGAUGCUAUGGCGAUUUCAAUAAUGCCCUAUUUAAUAAACGCUCUGUGACUCUAGGGGAAUGAAUGAGUGAGUGAAUGAAAUGACGAACUUGUAAUAAUAAAAUUGUAAUGGCGAUGCCAGCGGUCGGUGCGGAUACGAGUCAUUUUUAUUCAGCCGCUGCAAUUUGAGUUCUCUACAACUACAGUAGACUUUGUUAAUUCGUCAGAAUUAUAGUUCUGCCUAAAUUAUUUAAACAAAUAAUUAAUACGCGGACCUUACAUCUGAGUGUUGCGGAGAAGCUAUAGUGAAUUUGUUGCAUAUGUGCAGUGAAUAAAGAAUUACUACCGUCCUAAACUAAUCGGUGUGCAAUAAACGAACGGCCGGGUAUUUACUGUGAUGUUUUUAAUUGAUUUAUUUUACACAAAUGUUCUAUGUUGUUAUAAAUCAUAACCUCAAUCGUGUAUUAUAGUGAAUACGUCGAACUAUUUUCCGUCGCCUGGUGCGAAGUGUAGUACACGAGUUCAUUUUAUUCGUUAUAUAUGAUUCAACGGGAGUAUCAAAUGAACAACGGGUUUAGUACAGGAGAAGAAGAUUCAAGAGGUAAUUCUGAUCAAAUAUGUUGCCUUAUGGAUGACGGCGAGAGCUGCAGGCGACCCGCAGGCAACGCCUCGUACAGCAAGCGCAUACAAAAGACAGUCGCUCAAAGGAGGCUCAAACUAAACAUUGACCCUCAAGCCAGGCAUACUUAUAUUUGUGAUUAUCAUAAAACAAUGAUUCAGUGUGCAAGGACAAAACAAAGGAGGCCCAAGGACUCCGAGGAUGACAGCAAUGAGGCAGAGAUGGACUCACCUGAAGUAGACUGGUUUCAAUUACAAGUGAACACAUUGAGGAGAUAUAAAAGACAUUACAAAGUGCCUGCAAGGCCAGGCUUAAAUAAAGCUCAAUUAGCUGAUGCUAUUCAAAAACAUUUUAAAUCAUUACCAGUAAAUGAAAAGGAAAUAAUGACUUACUUUAUUUACAUGGUGAAGACUAAUGGAAAUAAGUUAGACCAGAAAAAUGGAAUGAACUCAGACUCGGUGUAGAAUAAUGUGAUUGUAUUUAUAUCUGAAGUGUGUAGUUUUAACAUAGUGUAAGUAGAUUUAUGAAUAGUAUUCAUUUUAUUAUCUUCAUAAAUUUUCAAUCUGCAUUCUACAAUAAAAACAUAGAAAUAUAGAUUGAGAAUCUGUUGCAAAACUGUUUGAAGUAUAUUACUUCAUGCAAAAUUGUAUACUAACGAAUUUUCUUCAAAACUAUGAAAUGCAUGUAAAUAAAUGAGUGAAUGUUAUUAAAUGUAUUCAUUGACUAUUCCACAAUAUUCAAGACCACUAGCAUCCUUAUGAAUUACUUUUAUUUAUUUUGUUUAGUGUUAUAAGAUUGUAUUUUCCAUCUCACACUUAAAUUCUUUGUGAAAGUGUUGAAUGUUAUGAUUGUUAACUGAUGAGGAAUAUGCAAUGAUUAAUAUAACACUGUUAAGAGAGAUUAUAAUAACAGGAAGUUGUAAAAUGUAAAUUUAUUACAUUUUAUUGACAAA
Messenger RNA from Trichoplusia ni (cabbage looper), 1786 nucleotides. It is a transcript of the gene Sap30, whose product is annotated as histone deacetylase complex subunit SAP30 homolog. The transcript is spliced from 3 exons. Gene Ontology annotation, biological process: regulation of DNA-templated transcription. The record is from RefSeq and is a predicted model, not a curated record. Gene Ontology annotation, molecular function: protein binding; transcription coregulator activity. Gene Ontology annotation, cellular component: histone deacetylase complex. Bases 756 to 1298 code for a protein of 180 amino acids. NCBI's taxonomy places the organism in Eukaryota, Metazoa, Arthropoda, Insecta, Lepidoptera, Noctuidae.